Messenger RNA from Setaria italica (foxtail millet), 1596 nucleotides. RefSeq names its product tetraspanin-3. The transcript is spliced from 2 exons. Lineage: Eukaryota; Viridiplantae; Streptophyta; Magnoliopsida; Poales; Poaceae. The coding region runs from base 332 to 1213 and encodes 293 amino acids. Gene Ontology annotation, biological process: auxin-activated signaling pathway. Gene Ontology annotation, cellular component: plasma membrane; plasmodesma. The record is from RefSeq and is a predicted model, not a curated record.
CCAACCUGCCGCUGCUGGAAAUCCAUACUCCUCCCCCGUUACUCCCCCCGUACAGCAGCAGCGUGCUGCUUCGCCAAUCGCCAGCCAGCAUCGUCGACCUCGCUAAAAGCCAACCCAACCGCCCUCUGCGGCUCUGCCCCUCCCCCUCUCUCUCCCUCCCGUCUCCACACGCACAAACAAAGCAGGCAACGGCACAGCCAGGUUGGGAGAGAGAGAAAGAGAAGCAGGCAGAGCCAAGAAACAGAGCAGCAGCAGGAGCUGGUUCGAGGAGGAGAAGAGGAGAGGAAGGAGAAGGGCGGCGGCCAAGAAGAAGAGGAGGAGGAAGGGCAAGAUGCUGCGCGGCGGGACGAGCGUGCUGGGGAUCGUCAACUUCAUCACCUUCCUGAUCUCGAUCCCGAUCCUGGGCGGCGGCAUCUGGCUGGCGUCCCGGGCCAACUCCACCGACUGCAUCCGCUUCCUGCAGUGGCCCAUCAUCGUCGUGGGGCUCGUCCUCAUGGUCAUCUCCCUCAUGGGCUUCGCCGGCGCCUGCUACCGCCAGACUUGGCUCCUCCGCCUCUACCUCUUCGCCAUGUUCUUCGUCGUCCUCGCGCUCCUCUUCUUCAUCGUCUUCGCCUUCGCCGUCACCGACCGCGGCGACGGCCAGGUCGUCAUGAACCGACGCUUCCUCGAGUACCAGCUCUCCGACUACAGCGGAUGGCUCCGCGAGCGCGUCGCCGACCCCCAGUACUGGGCCACCAUCAGCGCAUGCCUCCGCGACGGACACGCCUGCUCCGGCAUGAGGCGCUUCGCGCGCGACCCCAACACCGGCAUGCGCGUGCCGGAGACGCCGGACAUGUUCUACGGCCGCAACCUCUCCCCCAUACAGUCUGGAUGCUGCAAGCCACCAUCAUCAUGUGCGUUCACCUACAAUAACGAGACAUACUGGACACCAAACCCCGGUGUCCCAGUUAUCAGUGAUCCCGACUGCAACAGGUGGAACAACGACCAGCAGACACUCUGCUUCCAGUGUGACUCGUGCAAGGCGGGUGUCCUGGCGGGCAUCAAGAAGAGCUGGCGCAAGGUGGCGAUCCUAAACAUUGUGGUGCUGAUCAUCCUUGUUAUCGUCUAUGUCGCGGGCUGUGCUGCAUUUCGCAAUGCCAAGAGGAUCGAGAAUGACGAGCCAAUCGGCAUGGCACGGAUGACCAAGUCCCAGCCAAGCAGGUUCCAGUUCUAGGCUGCAGUGGCGGGUUCGGAAGCUUUUGCAUUGUACAAAUGACCACAGUGGGUGAUGCUAAGGCUUGGCCUUUGUUAGAUCUUACUGAAACGUAGGAUCAGCUGCAUUUGGGUGGUGAACAGGGAAGAAGUUCGCUUAUCAAAAAGUUCCGGUGUGGUUUAGUUUUGUGCUUGCCUUAGUGUUUAGGGUAGGUCUAUUAUGUAUUGGGUGCAACCAAAGAUGGGAUCUGCAAGAAACAAGAGAAAUUACUUCAAUUAGGAGUGUAUUGUUCUGUAUGGGAGAUUUUUAUAUGUCAUCUUGUGCGUUUUAGAAGAUAGUGCUCUGAUGGAAUGUUAUCUGAAUUUCUGUGAUUGUAUGGCAAUACGAGAGCUUUCAGUAUGACA